Chara braunii is the source of this 9425-nucleotide messenger RNA. Lineage: Eukaryota; Viridiplantae; Streptophyta; Charophyceae; Charales; Characeae. The record is from the annotation of a GenBank genome assembly.
UGCAUUGCCGGGUCCUUCUGGUUGGACCAGAUCCAAAGCACUUAUCCAGGUGCAAGCUCAGCCCCAAUGGGAUCAGGUGCCAGCUCAACUCCAUUGGGAUCCAGAUGCCAGCUCAGCCCCAUUGGGAAACAGAUGCCAGCUCAGCCCCAUUGGGAUCCAGAUGCCAGCUCAGCCCCAUUGGGUAAAGUUGGGAGCACAAAGCUGGACCGGUCGGUGAUCGAAUGGAAGAAGAACGGAAGUGGAACCGGCGGGACUGCAACUGCAAGUAAGAAUGGGUCGGGGGGCGGCAAGAAAGGGCGAGAGAGAGGAGGAGAGAAGCAUCGUAAAGAGCGGCAUUCCUCCGGUUUCUUCUCCUUCUUCAGCAAGAAAAAACGGAAAAAGGCAGCUACACAUGCUCUGGAGCAGGCUAUCAAACAGAAGGACCCGGAGAAACUAGAGGGUGCCCUGGAGGAUGCGCACUUGCUUGGUGUGGACAGUGCACGGAUCAAAGAAGGACAAGAUCUGCUGCUGUUCUUGCGGAGCUCCGUCGACUCCGCCACGCCGGUAGUGAAGGAGGUGGUGCAGGUGGAAGGAGUGUCGGCAGAGGAGUGUUCUACGACCAAGAUGGACAUGGAGGAUGAGGACGACAUGAGCACGAAGGAGGAGGGAGAAGGUGGACAUGGAGGAGGUAAAGCAGGGAAGGCGGACCUUGGACAGGGGAGGCAGAGGGACGAGGAGGAUGGUAGCGAGGUAGUCGACAUCGGAGGGUGGCAAGAGAAGGUGCAGAACGGAGCCAGAGUGAUGGAUGAGAGCAAGAAUUCCGAAGGACUUGUGUCUGACAACGGCACAGGGAGGAGGUCAGGCCAAUCUGCAUGGCAACAUGCAAGCACUCGUGCGGGCAAAUCGGGAGCUUCAGCUGGAGCAACAGCUGCACAGGCACCUGCUGCAGACGAAGGGGGAGGAGGAGGAGGAGGAGGAGGAGGAGGAGGACGGACGCUUGUAAGAUUGAGCAGCGGACAUCUAGUUAGCAGCUCGGGGGAGUUGAAGAAGGUGGGGGAGGGAGAGACGCCAAGGAGGAGGAAAUGUGGCACGCCGCUCGGGCUCAAAGUCGACACGUCAUCCUUGGGUGAGGCUGUGACGUACUCCACGCCGCCUCUGCUUACCCCUGCAUCGGAUGUUGAUGUGCAAUGGGAGGAUUGUGUGGCAGCCUUCACCCCAAGCCCGUGUCCCACACCAAAAGAGCGGGAAGGUGCCAAGGAACGAGACCCCAUCGGGGGGUCUAGCAGGAAAAAACAACCCCCUUCCCGACUUCCACGGCCCGGCAGACCCUCGCCUGUACGUGUCGGUAGGGAGGGGAUGGCAGUCGACGACUCGCCGACGUCUGACACGGCUGGUCGAAGCAGGACUCCCAGGGGCUCCGAGGAGCAGAGGAAGGAAUUGGAGAAGAAGAGGUUGAUGACACCAAGAAAGAGCGAAUCUUCGGAGAACGAUCUGAAAGAACUUCAACGAAGGAUCGAGGCAGCGGAGAGGGCAAGGAUGUCGGACGCGGGCACACAGCUCCUUGCUAGGGUGAGAGAGGAGAGGAGGGUGUCCAUCGAACUGAGCGAUGCGAUGAAGGCACGUGACGUGGCGCGACUGGAAAAGGCUCUGGCGGAUGCAGAGAGCAUCUCUUCGUCGGGACCUAAGGUGCAGGAAGCGGAGCUCCUGCUUGCGAGACUGAAAAAAGACGAGCAGGAAGGCAAAAAGAUAGGAGGGACAGAGAAGAUGGGCCAAUGGAGGAGCCAUAAGGAGGGGUUGGAAACGGCGCUGAGAGAGGCACAGAAGUUGGGUUCACGAAAGGAGAGGUGGGUGCAGCAAGUAAAAGAGGUGCUUGGAGUUGAAGGCGAGCAGAGAGCUAUGAGUGAAAGUCAUGGAGAAUGGCUGGGGGGUGGAGGCAAAGGAGGAGGAGAAGGGGAGAGAGAGAGAGGCUCUCGAAACUCGCGACGAGAUGCUGAUGAGGACGACGAAGAUGAAGUGACAUCCAAGCCAACAACGGCGUGGUCGUUCACCGGGAGCGGACAAGGCAAACCACCUCUGCAGGGCGGAGGAGAAGAGCCCAUCACCCAGAAGCGAGAAAGUCCUCGAGCAAGGGGGCCGAAAUACAAGCAAGCAUCACAGUCUGGGGGGGGUUUGUCCGACGUGGCUGGCACGUCAGGCCCAUCGUUUGCCGAGUCUGGGACAGGAGUAUCCCCUCGCCGACAGGGCAGAGGAGGUAGCGGCGUCGGGGACCCUGCAGCUGGGUCCGCGGGGGGUAGGUCUGCCUCCUGGACGGCAGGCCCGGUUACAGAGGGCGGAGCAGCAGGAGGGGCAUUGAGAGGGAGAGGACGAGGAGGGCGGAAGGGGAGGGGGUCACAGCGAAGGCCGUCGAGCUCGCCAGAUCGUGGCAGGGCGAAAAUGGAGGAGGCACCGUCCUCCCCUGCCGGCGGAAGGAGGGUGGUAUGGCUGGGAGUGGGUGGGCCGAGAGAUAGAGGAAAGCGGAAGGUGCAGGUGAUGGAGGAAGCUGCUGCAGCAACUCAGGGUGCUGAGGAGGUGGAGGAGUGGGGGGAGGUUGGCGAGGAGGGGAAGAUCGUUCAGGGCACAUUCUCACCGGUUGUUGAGAGAGAUGAUGAUGAUGAUGAUGAGGAGGAGGAGGAGGAGGGGGAGGGUUCAGAAGCGGGAGAACGAGCAGGACAGGCAGGAGAACGACAUGGAAAGCGGAGGAAAGACGUGGGGGACAGGGCAGAGAGGUUGUCGCAGUCUGGAGAUUCCCCCCCUUCUGUCGAGGCCAUGGACGUCGACUCCGCUCAACCUGACCAUUCAAAUCUGGGAUGGCCGCUGCGGUUCUUGCAGCAGGCGAUGGCAGAGCGCAACCUGCAGUCGCUGGAGCUAGGCCUGGCCGAGGCGGAGCGACGCGGGCAAGAUGAGAACGACGUGUGCCACGCUGCCAGAGCCAUGAUCGUCAGACUCCGAAAGGAGAGAGAGCUGCGGCUGAUGCUGGAGGCAGCCCUGGUGAGCGGAGAGGUGGAGCGACUUGAGCAAGCUGUGAAAGCCGCAGAGGAAGCCGGACUCGAAAGCCAUGCCGUCAACGACUCCAGGCAGCGUCUCCACGUGUGGAGAGAGGACAAGAAGCUCAACAUGCGGUUGGAAGAGGCGGUCAAGGAGGGUCGCCUGUCCGCCCUCGAGGAGGCGGUCUCUGCAGCCAAGAGCCGCAGGAUGGACGGCCAUAUGCUGCAGGAGGCUGAGGCUGCGCUGAGCAAGAUGCGCAAGGAGCGGGCCGACAUGCUGGCCUUGAUUGACAAAGGACUUGCGGAGAGCGAUCGAGCUGCCUUGGCCCGCGCCAUGUCCAUCGCCAGGCAACUGGGUCUGGAGAGCCUGCCGCGGGUACAAGAGGCAAUGAAGAAGAAAGAGAGGGUGGAGAAGCAGGAGGAGACGUCAGUCCAGGUCAGACGAGCUAUGCAGAAUCGGGAUCUGACGGCGCUGAGGCUGGCGCUGCGGAGCUGCACCGAGCUGGGGCUCGAAGGGUCGGAGAUCGCAGAGUGGAGGAGGGUGCUCAGCGGGUUGGAGAGGGAGAAGGAGGCGGCGGACAACCUCGCGGACGCCGCCAAGGGAGGGGAUGUCGAGAGGUUAGUCUCCGCGAUCCAGCAGGCGGAGCGCGCGGGUGUGGCGCGAGAAAGGUUGGAUGUGGCCUUUGCCAUACUAGCGGAGCUGAAGAAAGGAAGGACGAAAGCGGAGGCUGCUAGGAACGACCUGCAGCUGGCCACAGCCGCACGGGACAUCGCUAAGCUGGAAGCAGCUCUGGUGCUGGCGAGGGAAGUGCACCUGGAGGCCGCGCGGAUCUCCGAGGGAGAGAGUUUGUUACAGAUACUGCGAAGGGAGGAGGAGGUACGGAUCGUCAUCAGAGGGGCAAUCCAACGGAGGAGCUUGGCCGAGCUCGAGAAGGCGGUCUCGGCGGCCGAGGCUUUCGCUCUCAAAGACGGCCUCGUCGACGCUGCAAGGAGGGAGCUGAAACGAGCCCGCGACGAGGCGGAGGUGAAGAUGAUGCUCGCAAAUGCCAUGGCGAUGGAAGAUAUUCGUGAGCUGAAACUGGCCGUCGCACAGGCGGAGAAGUCCAGCCUGACGGGACCGACGAUCGACGACGGAAGGAGGAUGCUGAAGGACCUUGUGGAAGAGGUUGAGAGCACGGUGAGGAAGGCUAUGGAGGAGGACGGCAGGCUGGAGGCGAUAGAGGCGGCCCUGAAUGCGGCGGAGGGUAAGGGAGUUGACUCAGGCGCGGUUGUGGUGGAGGCCACGAAACGGCUGAGCAAGGCCAGGGACGAGCGGUGGGUUCUCGAGACGGUGAAGGAACUGCUCACCCAGGAGGAGGAGGUGGUGAAGGUUCACGUGAUCGAGGAGGCACUGGCGGCAGCGGAGCGGCUGGGCAUCCGAGGUCAGGGGAUCGACUCCCUGUCCAAGACGUUGGCCAGGGUCAAAGGCAAGAAGGAAGUGCUGGCGGACCUCAGAAAAGGUCUUGUAGACAGGGAUCUCCACCUGCUGGACUCGGCAAUGUUUCGAGCGGACGGUUUGGGAAUGCAAGGUGGAGAGGUGGCCGUGGCGCGAACGCUCGUCGAGAAGAGCAGGGAGAAGAGGGGACUCAUACGGAGACUGAGGAUGAGCAUCGACUCGCAGGAUCUCGAGAGACUAGACGAAGUCCUUGCCGGGGCGCGAAAGAAGCUAUGGGAGUGGAUACAUCAGGAGGACCAGGCUAGCGAGCUGGAAGCCGGGAUGCUCGGCGACCUGCUGCAGGAGGCGGGCGAUGUCGCCCACAGAUUGAGAGAGAGGAAGAAGAUCUGUGCAAGGAUCAGGGAGAUGACCGCAAGCGGUGCGUCGAAGAGAGAUGUUGCUGCGCUGCAGGAGGCCAUCGCGGAGCUGGACAAGGUGGGAGGGGAGGAGGAGGCCGCCUACGCGGAGGGGAAGAUACUGAUCGAGAGAUGGAGGAGGGAACGGGAGGUGUUGGACAAGGUCAGGAGGGCGAUGGAUAGCUCCGACACAUGGGAGCUGGCUUCUGCCGUGCGCGAGGCCGACCUGAUCGGCCUUGAGGGAGAGGAGGUGGUCAAGAGAGGCAGGUCGUGCCUCGAUGGCCUGAAGAAGAAGGGGGACGUCAAGGUGAAGCUCCGCCUGGCCACCGCGCUGAGGGAGUCCAAAGCUCUUCAGGCAGCCGUGGCUAUGGCGGAGGGCAUGGAUCUCGCCGACUGCAAGGAGGUGAUCAAAGCGAAGGAGGUCCUGGCGAGGCUGGAGGAAGAGAGAGGGGUGGUCGAGUCGAUGAAAUCGGCCAUGGAGUGCGGGGAUCUCGAGUCGCUGGAAGCCAACUGGGAGAGGGCUCGACAGCUCAACAUCGAAGAUCCGACGGUGCAGGAAGCGAGAAACACGUUGGAAAAGAAAUGGGCUCUGCGAGCCGCCGAAUGGCAGCUCAUGGAUGCGAUGGAGAAGCGGGACCUGAGGGCGCUGGGAGCGGCGCUGGCCGUGGCGACGAGCCAGGGCAUGGACUCCAAGCUACUGGCGGAGGCUCAGAGCAUGGCGCAGCGACUCGGCGCUGAGAAGGAAAUCAAGACGGAGAUCAUGAGAGGCGUGGAGGAGGAGAGGUGGGAGGAUGUGGCCAAGGCCGUGCAGAAGGCCGACGGCCUCGAUUGGGAGGACGAGGACGUGAAGGCGGCUCGAAAGCUGGUGGAAGAGGUGCGAUUGAGAAACGAGGUGCUGGUGAAGAUGAAAGACGCAGCGGAGAGGCGCAACCUUAACGACCUAACCGUGGCCCUGGAAAUGGCCAGACGACUCGGGGUGGAGGAGGAGGAGAUGGAGGGGGUGAGGAGUGUCCUCGGCGAGCUGUACGAGCAGGACAGCGUGGUUAAAGAGAUCGCGACGGCGGUCGAGAGGAGGGACUUGCCGCGCCUCGAGACCGCUAUGAAGACUAUGGAGUCGGUCAAGGGUAUGGAGACGAAUGCUGUAGUGAGACAGGGGCUUGCCGUUCUCAAGCAGCUGAAGGAGGAGCAGUCGCUGUUGGAGGAGAUAAGGGAGGCGAUCGAGAUCCGGAGCCUGCGGCGACUGGACGCCGCCGUGAAGAGGGUGGAGGAGCUGAAGGGCUUCGCGAACAAUCUGACGGUGGUAGAAGCGAAGAAGGUGAUCGGACAGCUGAGAGUGGAGAAGUCGGCGAUGGACAAAGUGAGGGAGGCGCUGGACAGGAAGGACGUGAGGAGGCUGGGAGAGGCCGUGAGGGAGGUGGAGUGGCUGGUGGACAGGCGGGAGUGGGAUCCCGUCGUGGAGAGAGGGAGGCUAGCGUAUCAGGACGUCGUGAAGAUCUGGUCGGAGGUGGAGUCGGCAAUGAGGAACAGAGAUGUGGAUCGGCUCAGAAAGUCGUUGGAAAGAUGGGACCGCGGUCCUUACGGGGACUGGCAGGACAGGCGGGUGGAGGAGGGGAGGGAGGUGUUGGGGAAACUGGAGAUCACGGAGAUGAUGCUGGAAAGGGGCCUGUGGAGCAGAGACAUAGAGGCUCUGCGGAAGGGACUGGAGAUGGCGGCGGAGAUGCGACUGCGGAACCACAAGGUGCGGCGGGCGGAGUCGGUCCUGUCCAAGCUCAGGGCGUGGAGGGCCGCGGCAGUGAUUGCACGACACGGCUCCGCCACCCGAGCCAUCGAAGUGCUGGAGACGGGGCUGAGGUUGGGAGAUGCGACGGGACUGGACGUCAGGGAGGUUGCCAGAGAGCGGCAGGAACUCGAGAGGUUGAAGCUGGAAAGAGACAUGGUCACGGCCAUCCUGAACGCCAUGGAAGCGGGGGACAUGGACUGUCUGGAGAGGGUGGUGAAGAUGGCGGAAGAGAUGGAGCUGGAGGCGAGGGAGGCGAGGGAAGCGAAGCAGCUGCUCGAGGUCGCGAGAGCCAAGGGCUCCGCCUUGCUCGCGCUGAGAGACGCGCUCGCGGAGGGAGACGUCGAGCGCAUCCAGGCAGCUAUCGAAGAGGCCGAGCUGAUGAACAUCGAGGACGAGAUGGUUCUCUACGCCAAGGUGAUGGUGGUGCAGCUGACGGCAGAAGCCCACGCCAUCGCUCUAAUGGAAGAGGGCAUCGGAGCCGAGGACGUACUAGCUUUGGAGGAAGGGUUGGGACUGGCAGAGAGGCUCGAGAUGUCCGACCCUCGCGUCGAGGAGGCCAGACAGGUGCUGCGCAAGAUCAGGCCCAAGUGGGAAGCGAUGUUAAGGCUGCGCGAGGCCGUGGAGGCGCGCAACGAAGUUGCCCUGGAGGGCGCGCUGGGAGAGGCGGAGAUACUCGGUGUGGAGAUUCAGCGGAUCCAGGACGCAACAGACUGUCUCAGACAGCUGAGGUUGGAGAAAGCCGCCCUGGCCAGGCUGAACAUCGCCGUGCGGCUCAAGGAUAUCGACGAGGUGGCGGUCGCGGUGGAGGCUGCGGAACGACUACAGCUCGGUGGACACGUUCUGGAAGAAGGUCGCGCUCUGCUCGAGGAGAUGGAUAAGGAGGGGUACGUCAUCUCUCGCCUCCGGCAAGGAAUCGAACGCAAGGAGUCGCCGCUGUUGGAGUUCGGUCUGCGCAUGGCAGAGAAGUAUGGCAUGUCCGGCGGCCUCGUGGACGAAGCCUUGAGGUCUCUCGCCGAGAUGAGGGAGUGGAAGGAGACGCUGGAGGAGCUGCGAGGCGCCAUGAGAGAUCGGGACAUCAACAGACUCGAGGCCCUCCUUGCUGCUGCCAGCGAGAAGGAAGCCGCAAGGAAUGUCAACGGCCGAGGGUCGGGAUCCGGGUUUGGCAGUUCGCUGACUUUCAACUACAGAACGGAGGUCGUCGGGGAGGCAGAGAGGAUUUUGGAGCAGUUGGUGGCGGAGGAGAGGGUACGGGAUGCGAUAUUUAACGAGCGCAUUGGCGAGCUGGAGUUCGCUCUCGCUGCGGCAGAGAAAGUGGGCCUCGUAGGCGAUCUGGUGGAGAGAGGUAGGUGCGUGUUGCAGCUUCGGAGGGCGAUGGAGGCGAGAGACGUGCACACUCUCGGAGCAGCGAUCGAGGCGGCGAGCCGCCUGGAUCUCGGCAGAGAAUACAUGUCCGAGGGGAGGACGAUACUCGAUGAGCUGCGGGAGGAGCUCAGAGAGAUGAUGUCCAUGACACCCGUCAGCUCCGUCGGCAGCCAAAUGGAAGGCGUCAGUCCCAGCUUGAGGGCGGCUGCUGCCGCCGAGAGGGAAGCGGCUCGACAGAAGCUGCAGGCAGAAAUGGGAGAGCUGCUCAUGGAUGAAGUCUCCCGCAACGUGGACUUGAAAUCGAUUGCCGCUGACCUUCGACUCGGUGCUGUGAAUGACGCCGUUGCCACUGCGAACAACCCCAAGUGGAGAAUCGUGAAGUACUGGAAGCUGCGAUCGCCGGAGAACUUCGGCAGGAGCGUCAGAAGCAGUCGCCACGAUGCAUUUCGAGGUAUGAUGGUGUACUCCGACGAGUUCCUACCGACCUCGCUCCUGAAGCUGCCAAGGAAAUUGGCAGAGACUGCCGUCAUCUGCAACAAGAGAUUGCUGCAGGUCUGCGGUGACAAACCUAGCAAAGCGCCCCCAGGCGUCACUGCAAGAGGACUGCUAGCAGCGGGCAAUCAAACGCCGGAGCUAAGGGACGAAAUCUACGUCCAGGUGUGCAGACAUCUCACCGGAAACACCAACCGCAAGAGCGAGAGGCGAGGAUGGGUCGUUUUCUGCCUUUGCGCGGACACGUUCGAACCGUCAGAGGAGAUCCUCGUGUAUCUCCUCAACUUCUGCGGACAACACUGGGACGACAAGAAGAACAUGAAGAUGUCAAGAUAUUGCUUCUUCAAGCUGGGGGAGAUUUUGCACCCGAAGGAGGAUUUGCAAGCGGACAGCACCUUAAGAAUCUCAAAGCGGAGACCGAUCAUGCCGGCCGACGACAUCACGGACUUCCUCACCGGCUCGGUGACUCCGUGGAGCGACAGUGGCAGCUCUACGAGACCACAAGGUGCAAUUGGGAGGAGGCGAUACGCACCGGCGAGCAAUGGCUCCCUCGGUAUCGCUUGCUUGCUUGGCUUGAUGAGAGAAGAACAUGACAGAACGAGAGAGAAGCAGACCAAGGCUCACCAAGCUUGCAGAGCGAACUCCAUCGCAGGGGACGAGAAGGGAAGGGAGCAGAUUAAACUCCAUCGCUGUUGAGAGCCAUAACCACUGUGAUGUUCAGUCAGACUAGAGGAGGUGGGGUGUAAUCACCAGCAAGAGAUUGUUUUUUGGGCCUUUGCCCCCCCAUCAAGAAGGCACUGUCGUCACUGUGAUAUCCAGCCAGACUAGAGAGGGUAUGAUCAAUCUUCAAGGUUGAUUGAUUGAGUGAUUGAUAGAUUGAUGGGAGGGACGGAACGGUGAGCGUCAGUCUUGGCAUGAGGAUAUGAGAAACAUACAACCAAUCAAGAUACUAAGAUACU